AUGACCGCGACUGGCGACACGUCCAUGUCGCGAUACGACUCAUCUGCUGGUGAGCUCUCGUCGCCACCUUCAGGGUCUCUUUCAGAACCAGGCUCUCCGUCGCGGCAACCAGGUAGCCGUACCCGUAACGAUAUGGAGGAGAUUGUCGUCGGCCACGACAACAAGCAGCAAGCCGGCCAGCCGCCGCCGCCGCCAAUGCCACCUCAACCUGCUACAGGCCCUCUCAGAAGAUAUGGCUUGGUCAACAACGAAUGGGUGCAGUUGACGGCUGCCGGCGUGCCACGAAAGAAGCCUGGCCGCAAGCCUGGCUCCGUGGUGAAGCCCAAGAACGCUGACGGCUCUGACGCCUCCAAGGCUACCCGCAAACCCCGAAAGUCUCGCGACUCCAAUAUCCAACCCAUCCAACGAAAGCGCAAAAUCGCUCUCGCCACCGAUACCGACACUGAUGUACCUUCAGACUCGAAGAACCUCGCCGCCAUUGCCUCGCGUCAGCCGCGUGUCUCGGACGUCUCCAACAUGACCGCCUUAUCACCCGCCCAACCGCAGCAGCAGCAGCAGCAGCAACAUCAUCCCCAUCAGCCCGAUCAGCGCUACUCUCCCAAGAUUCCCAAACGCGAACAUUAUCCGGGGUCGAUGCAAAAUAUAUUGAACUCCGACCCUCCUCAGCCACCGCCGCAGUCUUCGCCGCCCACUACCUCUGUCGUCCCCGUGCGCACAAGCGGCCAGAGCUACGAUCCUAUUCGUGGCAAGAUCGACCCCGUCCGCGAAUCAAUGGUCUCUCACAACCCCUAUGGAUCUGCUGCUGGUUCUCCCAGAGCUCCAACUCAGAUGCCGAACCGCUCCCCCACCAUUGCCAGCUUGCUCGAGCCCUCAGCCCCUCCGACUUCGUCACCUAACCAUACGCACACCACGUACCAGCCUGCCUCGACCCAGCCUCGAUUCCAGCCCCAGGAGCCUUCGCUGCCACCUUCACCUUCCAACCACGCUCGAGGAGUGUCAACUCCAACACCAUCAUCGCGGUCUCUGGCCCCGGAGGUUGCUAAGAACCCACCCCCGCCUCCACCUCCUGUGCAGCGGCCUGUUAUUAAGGAGUCAAAUUUUACCACAAUCUCCAACGGGCCCAUCAAGAAGGUGUCACCUAAGCAGAAGCCUCACACGGGUGUCUCGACUCCCAAGACGGACAACCUAGAUGACCUGCAGGAAAGCGAGGGACGAUCUAUUCUCGACUUUGGGAGGGCCAAACCCGGCGAGGAACUACAAACACCGACCAUUGUCCUCACCAUUCCAAUUCAAGCAGGAGAGACGAACAAGUAUGUAAAUUUCAUGCGUAUGGCGGAAGACCGCUAUGGAUGGGACGCGCUGCAUCCCCGCUUGGCCGCCAACCGUGACCGAAAGGCUCGAAUUGCCGCUGCCGCUGCUUCUUUGGAGAAGGUCGAGUCUGGUCGUGAAUCCGGCGACGAGAUGUCGGUGGACUUGUCCGAUGCCGAGGGCAGCAACCCCGAAAAUGGGGACAAUGGUGGCACCAGCGGUCCUGACGCCCAAGCCAAACCGAAGAAGAAGCGCAAUUUCAAAGAGGACCAAUACGACGUAGACGACGACUUUGUGGAUGAUUCCGAGCUCCUUUGGGAGGCUCAGGCGGCGGCUAGCCGUGAUGGAUUCUUUGUUUACUCGGGCCCCUUGGUGCCCGAGGUAGAGAAGCCUGCAGCUGGUCACGAUGGUCCCGUCAAGCGCGGACGUGGCGGCCGAGGAAGUCGUGGCGGUGGCCGCGGAGCCUCGACCCGAGGCGGAGCUGGAUCUGGUCGUGGUGGUGGUCCAGGUUCCCGAGGAGGCUCAAUUACCAGAAAACCUCGCAUCACCAAGUCCGAAAAGGCCCAACGCGAACGCGAGAAGGCUGAGCGAGAGAGCCUGGCUCAGCUGGCUAAGACCCCCACUCAUGGCUAUUCGCUCCAGCCGACGACACCCUCAUUCGCCGUAAGCGAAUUGGGUGCUUAA
This is a messenger RNA of Ilyonectria robusta, 1992 nucleotides long. RefSeq lists its product as uncharacterized. The transcript has 2 exons. Bases 1 to 1992 code for a protein of 663 amino acids. NCBI's taxonomy places the organism in Eukaryota, Fungi, Ascomycota, Sordariomycetes, Hypocreales, Nectriaceae. The record is from RefSeq and is a predicted model, not a curated record.